Messenger RNA from Phaethon lepturus (White-tailed tropicbird), 563 nucleotides. RefSeq names its product disrupted in schizophrenia 1 protein-like. Gene Ontology annotation, cellular component: mitochondrion; intermediate filament cytoskeleton; microtubule. Gene Ontology annotation, biological process: cilium assembly; neuron migration. The transcript has 4 exons. The record is from RefSeq and is a predicted model, not a curated record. The annotation marks the transcript as partial. NCBI's taxonomy places the organism in Eukaryota, Metazoa, Chordata, Aves, Phaethontiformes, Phaethontidae.
CUGAUAAAUUUAGACGGAAACUGGAAGAACUGGAGAAAGAGAAAAAUUCUUUAAAAUUUCAGCUUCCUUCAAGGCAUCCUUCAAUUAACAGUUUUUUGGAUAGGUUCAUUACCCAAGUUCAAGACGCAUUGCGUUGGGCUGCUGAUUGUCGGGUGAGGCAUGAAGAAACCCAGCCUUGGCACGAAAAUGAACAUAAAGUUUUGAGAUCCACGAGGAUGCAGAUUUUGGCCGCAAAACGAAACCACCUUUCUCAAGAAAAGAAAUGGUUACAGAAAGAAAUUGAAGACCUCCGAGCAAGACUGACCAUGUUAGAAGCAAAAGAUCAACAGCUAAGAAGAGAAAUCGAAGAACAAGAUAGACUUAUUCAGUCACAGGACUGUGAACUGACUGCUUUACUUGGCUGCAUUUCUUUGAAAGAGCUACAGGAAAUAAGUAAGGCUGUCGAUGACACUUUAGCAUCCUCCUAUCAAAUUCCAUUCAGUCUGGAUCUUCCAGGGACAAUAAAGAGCCUUCAGGAAAAAGAACAGUCGUUCAGCAUGUCCAUCAAAGAAACUACUGCCAAA